AUUCAUUGAAGAAUCAAAAAGGCAUUUCCUUUACCAGGAAAAAAAACCGGAACUUCUGGAAUUCCAUUUGGCUUUAGAACUACGUUACUUUCUCUCCACUACUACUUUCUCUUUCUUCCAAGUCUUAACCUUUCUCACUCAUCACUUCUUAUUCUUCUUCUUCUUUUCCCGUCAAAUUCAUCGGCUACCUCGCGCCUUCCAGUAAACAUGGAUGGCGGUUUCGAUCGCGGUCGAGGUCGAGGAAGCCCACGAGGCGCUCCGAACCGCUCAGGUGGACGACAAUUUAUGGGCUCCGGCGCUCAAUCUCACCGUCGUCAUGAUCCCCAACAAAGAGUGUAUUCACGUGUAAGGAGAGAGAAAUUUCAAGCUGUGUAUGUUGCAAAAACUCAGGAAGGUCAAAAUUCAUCAGAGGCAGUGAAUGGCGUCUCAGAAGUUAAUUCUGUGAUUGCUUCUGAUUUGCCCCACAAUGGGAAUAGUCCUCCAUUGACUUCUCCUCUUGGGCCUUCUUUAUCUACGGGUGAAGAAAAAACCCAGAUUGAAAUAAGCCAACAAGUUGAGAAUUGUUUGCCUCCGAAACAUGGUGAUGAGGAUGUGCCUUUGUCGAUUAAGAGUCUGAAAACUCCAGCAAGUGACCGAAAGUUUGAGAAUUCUGAGAGCUCAGAAGUUUUUGAACCUUUUGAUAUAUGCCUGCCCAAAACAAGCGCUGUCAAGUUAAAACCUUCUCUGCUUGCUACGAAUCGAGAAAGACGGAACGAAACAAAACGCACCACAGAAGGUCUAAAUGGGAGGAUUUUAAGACCUGGCAUGGUUCUUCUCAAGAGUUACAUUUCUAUAAGUACUCAGACCAAAAUAGUGAAGCGAUGCCGUCACUUGGGAUUAGGCCCUGGAGGUUUCUACCAACCCGGCUACCGUGAUGGAGCAAAACUGCAUUUAAAUAUGAUGUGCCUUGGUAAAAAUUGGGACCCCCAAACAAGCAAAUAUGGUGAUUACCGGCCAACUGAUGGUGCUAAACCACCCCCUAUUCCUAAGGAGUUCUAUGAGUUGGUUAUGAAAGCAAUCGAGGAUUCCCAUGUCCUUAUAAGGAAAGAAUCUGAAGCUGGUAAUGCAGAACAAAUACUUCCCCGGAUGACACCAGACAUUUGUUUAGUAAACUUUUAUUCAACAAAUGGUCGACUAGGCCUUCAUCAGGAUCGUGAUGAAAGUCAUGAAAGUAUAAGAAAAGGAUUACCUGUUGUCUCCUUUUCCAUUGGAGAUGCUGCAGAUUUUAAGUACGGUGAUCAAAGGGACGUCGACACGGCAAAGGAGGUUAUGCUGGAAUCAGGAGAUGUAUUGAUAUUCGGCGGGGACGCUAGAUAUGUUUUUCACGGUGUUACUACUAUCCACACAAACACCGCCCCUAAAACCCUACUGGAGCAAACAGAUCUCCGCCCUGGCCGGGUGAACCUUACUUUUAGACAGUAUUGAAAAUCCACGUCUUGUUAUUACUUUUUCUAGCAGUGCUUGAAAACAGGUUGUUGAUGGAAAGGGUUCAGUAGAACCGUUUUUUGUACUUUUUGUACACGUCUAGUUUUACUUCAUCUCCAGUUAUGUAAUUGACAGUUUAUGUUCAUAUUAAGGUGGGCUUGUUUAUAGUCUUAGCUCUCUCUCUCUAAAGAAGGUAAUUUUAAGACGGAUCAUCCUGGGUUUUUUUUUUUUUUUUUUGAUAAGGAUUAUGAGUAUUACAGCUCUUUGGUUGUUACUUGUUAGAAAGUAUAA
Morus notabilis is the source of this 1755-nucleotide messenger RNA. RefSeq lists its product as uncharacterized. NCBI's taxonomy places the organism in Eukaryota, Viridiplantae, Streptophyta, Magnoliopsida, Rosales, Moraceae. Gene Ontology annotation, biological process: oxidative RNA demethylation. Gene Ontology annotation, molecular function: ferrous iron binding; oxidative RNA demethylase activity; broad specificity oxidative DNA demethylase activity. Gene Ontology annotation, cellular component: cytoplasm; nucleus. The record is from RefSeq and is a predicted model, not a curated record. Bases 208 to 1464 code for a protein of 418 amino acids. The transcript is spliced from 4 exons.